This is a messenger RNA of Ramularia collo-cygni, 348 nucleotides long. RefSeq lists its product as uncharacterized. The record is from RefSeq and is a predicted model, not a curated record. Lineage: Eukaryota; Fungi; Ascomycota; Dothideomycetes; Mycosphaerellales; Mycosphaerellaceae. The transcript is spliced from 2 exons. Bases 1 to 348 code for a protein of 115 amino acids.
AUGGCGAGAAGCAUUGCAGAAGAAGCUCGUCAGAACAGCAUUGCGGAAGAAGCUCGUCAAAAUAGCAUUUUGGAAGAAGCUCGUCAGCUACUCGAGUUUGACCGCGAAGUCGCGUCCGCCACUGAAGCCGAGGGACAGAACCAUACCACCGCGGAACUCGAGGACAUGAGCACCCGCCUUCGUCACCUCGAAGACUCUGGGAAGUGCGAGACUCUCAUCUCGUCAUUGGAAGACAUUCUGGCUUCCAAACAGAAGAAAGCUGCCGACAUGAAAGCGAAGCUGAGCGACAUGACUCGUGCCCGCCUUUUGGCAUCCGAGCCGAAGAAGACGGAGGGCCAGUCCGACUAG